AUGAAAACAAAUUCGACGUGUUACUUUGACCCCAGCCGAACUCAAAGCCGAUUAUUAUUUCUGCCACGUUUUGUGUGUUCAAUAUUCCUUCUUUGUUAUCUUUUGGUGAAUCCAUCAACAGCAUUCCAGCACCAACACCCUGUGAUAAGAAGCUACCCAAAGACUACACGAUUGAAUGAAAUAGGGACACAGAGCCGCCCUAAUAUUGCAGAGUAUAGCAGAACGUCGAAAGUGCGUUUGCCAUGGCGACCACGGGACUACGAACCAGCUCGAGCUGGGGUGGCAGCUGUUCUCAUCCUGGCCAUUAUCAUUGGUCUUUCUAUUAAUGAUUCGAAUGAUGUAACACAGGAUGAAAUUGCCGUCACUGCUGUUUCUAACGUGGUAGGUGCCACGCUUCCAUCGUCACCGACAGAUCUUGUAGCUGGUGCUUUGGGUGAGAGCGUUGGAGGAUUUGUAGGAGUGUUCGCCUCUGCAUCACUUUCUUCACUAUUGAACGCUUUCAAAAGCAAAAACAACACAGACAUUUCAAAAGAUUCAAGGAUGACGAACGCGAUUGCGGAGAGUGAUUAUUUCAUUGUGAACAGCGCAUCUUUACCAUUGCUAAUGGCGAUUGGCCUGCCACCUGUUUUGGCAUCUGUUGGAAGUACGCUGUUUGCUGUAAUUCCCUCUGAGUUAAUCAAGCUUCGACAACGAAGAAGAGAAAUGGUAAUUGAAGAAGACAGGUUGUUAAACGAUCUACUUGCCAAGGAGCGCAAUCGUCGCAAUAGUCGUCCAACGAUGCCGAAGCCUUUCGCCAAAGCCAAGGAAAGUAUAGAAGAGAAAGUCUCAGUAGACAACCUCCUCCCUGUGGAAGCCGGUGGCGAUGUUGAUGCUGUCGAAAUUUUCGCUGAUGUGAUUAGAUGGUUGGAGUAUGCUGUCUUGAAAGCCGAGUUUGGAGGGACUUUGACAUUUAAUAAUAUGGUACUCGGCCCAGGAAUAUCUGGUGCGAUCUUUGGGAUAAUCGCAUCAGUAUCAUCUCAGUUUUAUGCAGAUGUACUAUAUGGAGAGCUCUUUGAGCUUGGACCUCGCUCCAAACAAGAAGAAGUAUCUUCCAGGUUGACUUCAGAUUGGGUUAAGGUAUACGCUUCCAGUGCAGUAUCCUCUGCCGCGCUCUUUGGUGUGUUUGAAGAAGCCCAAAUCCCAGUCAGCCGGUGGAUUCAAGGGAUACUGGCUGGAGGAGUUGACGGUUGUAUCGGUUCGACAUCUUUUGACAUUUGUCUGCAAACUUAUAUUGAUUCGAAUGCCCCAGGCCCAAGUCCAGAAGCUCAACUCCGUGCCCUACUAGUUAACUUUAUGAUGGUUGGUCAAAGAGUUCAGGACAUUGCCGGAGAUACCACCUGGGAUGAUCUACGACGUCUACUUGCAGCGUGGUCCGUGUCGGCAUACAGCUACUUCCAGCAUUUGUAG
This is a messenger RNA of Cylindrotheca closterium, 1446 nucleotides long. The record is from the annotation of a GenBank genome assembly. Lineage: Eukaryota; Bacillariophyta; Bacillariophyceae; Bacillariales; Bacillariaceae.